UGCCGGGUAUUGCAUGACAAGACCCAAUCUCUCUAGGAAGGGAGCUCUCCAGCUGAGUGCACCCUGGCCUUCUCACUGGCUCUGGCCCAGGGCCCAGUUCUGCCCUUGGAUACACACCCAUGCAUGGGUCCACAGGCUUCCGUGGGAGCUGAAGGCAGAAGCGUGGUGACAUGCACCUGAACCCUGUGUUCCCAGCAUAGCGCCCAGAAGGCCGGGUGAGGGAGGGAUGAACCUCCACCCAAAUCCUCCUCUCUCCAGUUGCUCUGCAGCAGAUCAGCAUUGCACAUGGGGCCGUUCUUCUCCAUCCGAGAAGGAAGCAAGGCUAGUGGAAACCAAUUCGAUCCCAAAGGAGUGCUCCUUUCUCAGGGGCCUUCUGGGGAAAUACAGCCCCAACCUCUCCUAGAAGACAAACGGGGAGAGUCUCUCCCACUUCGGUCACUGCCCAGUGUGCAGGCUACAAGGAGAUCUCCAUUUGGCAAGUGUUUCUCCCCUGAGACCAACACCUACUGCUAGGACCCGGCGAGCCAGACAGCCUUCCACCACUACCUUGAGGGGGAGGGAGAAACCAAUCCCCCAGCCAGACCCACACAGCUUAGGUGUAGGAUUGUAAGAGCUCACACAGGCAGCUGCAGUGGCAGAUUGCAGCAGCAGCUGCGAGGGCAGGCAGCAGAUGAGGACUUGAAAACGGAGCGGUAUUCUUCAACCCUUCCGGGAGAGGAGCAGCCAGGUUGGUGCUGGCAAGCCGGAGUCAGCUGUCCCUCGGCUGCAUUCCAGGCAUUCCCAGGGACUUCUAAGGCAGGUUGAGAAAACGCUCAGGAGGGGAACGCAUUCGAAGAUAGUCUGAGAAGAGAUUUUUACCUUGAAACUAGGACCAUGGUUUCUGGAUUUCAGUACAGCCUCCUUCUGUUCCUGUGCCUCACAGCAUGCCAGGGAUCUCCCGCUUCUCAGAACUGUCUCAACAAGCAGCAGCUCCUGGCUGCCAUCCGCCAAAUGCAGCAGUUCUUAAAGGGGCAGGAAACGCGGUUUGCAGAGGGAGUGCGCGUCAUGAAGAACCGGCUGAUAACCCUGCAGAACGCGGUGACGAAAGCCGCCCCGGACCCACAAUCCGUGUCUUGCCCUGCACUGGAUGCCCCCGUGGAUGGCAGAAGAUUUGGUACCAAGUACUUUGUGGACCAUGAAGUCCAUUUCACCUGCGAACCUGGUUUUCAGCUCCUGGGUUCCAGCACCCGAGUGUGUCAGGCAAAUGGCAGCUGGACUGGAGAAGCACCGCGGUGCAAAGUGAUCAGCAAAUGCUCGAGCAAUCCCUGCCAGAAUGGUGGAACUUGUGUGGAUGGAGUAAACCAGUACAAAUGCACUUGUCCUCAAGGGUGGACCGGUGAGAACUGCCAGUACCAAUCACAAACAGCCCCACCUGCGUGGAGUGUUACGAACGACCCGGCUUUCAGUCGCAAGCCACGCUGUGCCAAAAUCGACAGGACCCAGCACUGCAGCUGCGAAGCCGGCUUCCACAUGAGCGGCACGGCCGACAACAGCAUAUGUCAGGACGUAAACGAGUGUGAGGUUUACAAGCUGGAGGGAGCCCCUCGUCUGUGCAUGUACGCCUGUGUCAACGUUCCCGGCUCUUACCGCUGCUCCUGCCCCAGUGGGUACAAGAUCCUCGGAGACGGGAAAAGCUGUGAAGAUAUAGACGAGUGCAGCCUGUCCCAGCACAACUGCACCAGGGGCAUGACGUGCAUUAAUACAGGAGGAGGCUUCCAGUGCGUCAGCGCCGAGUGCCCUCGGCCCAGCGGCAAUGCCAGCUAUGUGAAAACAUCGCCAUUCCAAUGUGAACGCAACCCCUGCCCAAUGGACAGCAGAUUGUGCCAUCAUGCCCCAAAGUCCAUCUCCUUCCAUUAUCUCCCUCUGCCUUCCAAUCUAAUAACCCCCACCCCUCUCUUCCGCAUGGCAACUGCCUCCGCCCCAGGCCGGCCUGGGCCUGACAGCCUGCGCUUCGGGAUUAUUGGGGGCAACAACCGAGGGCAUUUUGUGAUGCAGCGCUCCGACCGGCAGACGGGAGAACUGAUCCUUGUGCAAAGCCUGAAAGGACCCCAGACCAUCGAGGUGGAGGUGGACAUGUCCGAGUAUCUGGAUCGCACCUUCCAGGCGAAGCAUGUCUCCAAGAUCACAGUCUUCGUGUCUCCCUAUGAGUUUUAAAGAAACACAAUUUCUGCAAGUCAGCAAAUACACAGCCCCAAGGACUGUUCCUGUUCAUCCCUCGCUUUCUUUCAGCGCUGACUCGAACGAAAUUCCUUCCUUUCGAAAUGGUGAAAGGCCACGGUGCUGCAGCAGUUCUAAAAAACAGGACCUUAAAAGCCCAGUGCUGAGAGACAAGACAAACCGCAUUACUCUGGCAAUGCCAGGAUGGGGCUUGCAAUAAUCUCAGACUCAUUUGUUCUUGAGAAGUUUUGACUCUGGACAUUUCUGACUUUGCUUCUCACCAUCUUCUGUAGCACAUGCCUCCAGGAACACUAAUCAUAGUAACAGAGAUGUAGCAAUGAAAUCCAGAUUAUAGCCUAUAUAAACCUCCAUAGAGUAAAUAUCCUUCUAUCAGAUUUCAGGUUGAUUUGUCUGCUCCGUCUCCUGGCUGGUUUUACACUCACAUACAUGGAAAACAGCCAUCGAAGUGUGAAUGAAAUCACAUGCUCUCCAGCAGCUGCACCCGCCCAGAAAUCUGGCCUGCCCUGCAGUCAGACUAGCAAUGGGCCACAUGCCCAACAGUUAUCAGUGACACCGUAACAACAAGUAGCCUCCCCAUCAAUGGAAAAAUGGGCUAGUGAGAAAUCUUUGAACAAACGGAUGUUGCUUAUAACUCCUUUGUCCUGGUCCAAUCCCCUUCAAAAGGCGUCCCAAGGCAUUUGCCCCAAUAAAGGGUUGAAGUCUGUAGAUGUCAAUUAA
Messenger RNA from Chrysemys picta bellii (western painted turtle), 2934 nucleotides. It is a transcript of the gene FBLN7, whose product is annotated as fibulin 7. Gene Ontology annotation, molecular function: calcium ion binding. NCBI's taxonomy places the organism in Eukaryota, Metazoa, Chordata, Testudines, Emydidae. The record is from RefSeq and is a predicted model, not a curated record.